UUUUUUUUGUUUUUUUUUAAAUAUUUAACUAAAGAAGACCCAUACUUUACAAUACCAACCUUACAUGUCUUUCUCUCUCCAACAGUCCAAUCUGCUUUUUCUUUAUCUGUCUAUCUAUAAAAAUGAUCCAGUUUUGGCAGCAAUAUUUUCUCCCACAGCUGACCACCCCUAAAAUGGAACUCCUAUGAUCUCUCUUUUUCUUCCCAAAUUUGCCUCUCUUUAGCAUAUACAUACAGACCUUAGCUGUAUCUAUAUAUUCUCACCCCUCCACCCCAAUAGCUUCUUCCUCUAUUGAGUGCCUUCAAUUCAUCAGUUAUUCUCAAAAAUUCGAUUCGACCUCGAUAUAUACUUUAACACACACUACACUCUCUCUCACACGCUCACACACAUAUAUAGAGAGAGAGUUUUCAUCUUCUUCGCGUGGUCUAAAAUGGACAACUGCCUGGCUGCACACACACAUACAGAUAUAUAAAUACGUAUAGACGGCGGUUCUCUUUUUAAUCUCGCGAAAACACGCACCGGAAAGAGGCUGAGAUGUUGGAUCUAAAUGUUGACGCCGUUUUUCUGGUCGACCCCGACGAGGCCCACCGCGGCGGCAAGACGACGGCCACCGCGGAUUCAGUGGCGUCCACCACCACAUCCACCACCAACAUUGCUUUCCCCACCGCCGCCGGCGCGGAAGAGGUCGCCGAUUGCAGCAGCGCCGCCCGCCUGUCAACCCUCAAUUUCCCAAUCCUUGACAAGGGGGUAAUCGAGAUUGAGGACGAUGAAGUUAGUGAUGAAGCCACCGAUAGCAGGAACGAGCUGCAACUUUUCCCGAUUGGGGCACCCUCGCCGUCUCCGGCGUUGCUGAGGGCUGGGUACUGGCUGAAUCUGUCGGCGCCCAAGGUCGGGGAUGGCGGCGGGGUGGAUUUCGGGGCUUACAAGGCAAGUAAUCUGGUGCAGCAGCAGCAGCCGCAGGUGAAGAAGAGCAGGCGUGGGCCCCGCUCUCGGAGCUCGCAGUAUCGAGGGGUUACCUUCUACAGGAGGACUGGGAGAUGGGAGUCCCAUAUCUGGGAUUGUGGCAAACAAGUCUAUUUGGGAGGGUUUGACACAGCUCAUACUGCAGCUAGAGCAUACGAUCGUGCUGCAAUCAAGUUUCGUGGGGUUGAUGCUGAUAUCAAUUUCACUAUCAAUGAUUAUGAAGAGGAUAUGAAACAGAUGAAGAACCUUACAAAACAAGAGUUUGUUCACAUUCUUCGCCGUCAAAGCACAGGUUUCCCUCGAGGAAGCUCAAAGUACAGAGGUGUUACACUGCAUAAAUGUGGUCCAUGGGAGGCAAGAAUGGGUCAAUUCUUUGGAAAGAAGUCUUAUAACCAAGCUGCCAUCAAAUGUAAUGGAAAAGUAACUGUGACGAACUUGGAGUCUGGUAACGAUGAGAGGAAAAUUGUCCAAACCAAAGAUGGAGGUUGUGGCAGCAAUCUUGAUCUAAACCUUGGGAUGUCUUUAUCUUCAGAUGGGCCACGUGAUAAUAGCAUAACAAUGGAUUUGCAGUUCUCUCAUGCAUCAAAUGAAAUGCCUGAUGGCAAGAGAAUACAGGUCGAAACUGCUUCAGCUUCACCCCAAGAGUUUGGAAUGUCAACCAACUGUUCCCCCAUGUGGGCUGCUGGCAUAUAUUCUGGGUUUGCCCCAAAUGCUAAGGAAAGAACAACCAGAGGUGAAGACAUUCGUUUUUUGCCUGGAUUCACAAAUUGGAUCACAAAAAUGGGAAGCAAUGGUGGUGGCAUGAUAACCCCCCUUGUACCUAUAUUGUCUUCUUCCUCUGCAGCAUCAUCAGGAUUCUCUCCCUCUACUCUCCUGCCUCAGUUACACUACAUUCCACAACCUCCUUCACUCAAUUUCAAUUUCAGUUAAGUUACUGAAGGGG
Striga asiatica is the source of this 1906-nucleotide messenger RNA. Lineage: Eukaryota; Viridiplantae; Streptophyta; Magnoliopsida; Lamiales; Orobanchaceae. The record is from the annotation of a GenBank genome assembly.